Molecule: messenger RNA, 333 nt
Organism: Stereum hirsutum FP-91666 SS1
Lineage: Eukaryota; Fungi; Basidiomycota; Agaricomycetes; Russulales; Stereaceae
Product: yippee-like protein
Exons: 4
Coding region: 1-333 (110 amino acids)
Cellular component (GO): ubiquitin ligase complex
Source: RefSeq, a predicted model, not a curated record
AUGGGAAUGAGCUAUCGUCGUUACCUCGCUGGCGCUCGCGUCUUUGGCUGCUCCAAAUGUCGUACCCAUCUUGCCACUAUCCACUCCCUCACAUCCAGGGCUUUCAACGGACAGCACGGACGUGCAUACCUCUUCGAAGAAGUUGUAAACGUGAUCCAUGGAGAACCAAGCGACCGCCAAAUGACCACAGGGAAUCACACCGUGCGAGACAUCUACUGCUGCAAAUGCGGCACUACGCUGGGAUGGAAAUACGACAAGGCCUACGAGGAAAGCCAGAAGUACAAGGAGGGCAAAUUUAUCCUCGAACGGAACCUCCUGAUGGACGUCCAGUAG